Molecule: messenger RNA, 9761 nt
Organism: Poeciliopsis prolifica (blackstripe livebearer)
Lineage: Eukaryota; Metazoa; Chordata; Actinopteri; Cyprinodontiformes; Poeciliidae
Gene: thsd7ba
Product: thrombospondin, type I, domain containing 7Ba
Exons: 29
Coding region: 570-5501 (1643 amino acids)
Biological process (GO): actin cytoskeleton organization
Cellular component (GO): plasma membrane
Source: RefSeq, a predicted model, not a curated record
GCUAUCACUGCUCCCUCCACUCAGUCUGCGCUCCUCGCUUCUUGUCCACUGGUUCUCUCUUGCUGUCUCAGAUUUUUUUCGCCUCAUUUUUUUUUUUUUUUUUUUUUUGCUGUUCACCUCCGCUUCUCCUGCUCCUCUUUUCUCCUUCUGUGAUUCUGCCCCACAGGGAGAGAUAGGAUCUGUUACACACCGCAUCUGUCACACAUCAAGAGCACAGAGUCUUUACAGCUGCCCAUGCUGGUUGGACCAUACCCAGUUGGUACUUGAGUGAGUGGGCGCUUGACAGAGUUGGCACCUUGAAGGUGCUUGCUGCUGCAGGAGGGGUGACAUAGCCCCAGCCUACCACACAUUCAUUUGUACCAGAUUAAGCUAUUGCAUGAUGCUGCAAGCAGAAGGCCUGGCACAGGCGAUUUACCAUCCCUGCCAGACUUAACAUCUUCAGACGCCUCCUCUCUGCUCGGCUAACAUCUUCUCGGGAAGGUCUGCCCAGAGUCAUCUGCAACUCUACUAACAAUAUCACCCAAAGGGAUGACUGGAGGUCACCUUGCACAGGAGUAAGAGAGGCAGCAAUGGGCUGGACUAUGACUCUGAAAGAUGACUUUGGGGUCAGCGCCUGGACACGGCACACUGGAAACUUCCUCAGCCUUUUCCUUUUCAUCUCGUCUCUCUUUUCCAUUCCAGCCCACUCGGACAUUGUACUUUCCAAAGCCAAUCCUUUUUCAUGGAAAGCAGGUCCGUGGGGUCAGUGCAUCGGGGAGGUGUGUGGCUCAGGUGGGGUUCAGACAAGGACGAUAUGGUGUGUCCACAUGGAGGGCUGGACUACCCAUAACUCGCACUGCCAGCAUGUGGAAAAACCGGAAAGCAAAAAGCAAUGCUUUAAGGUCUGCGACUGGCACCAAGAUCUUUUUGAAUGGGAGAUUUCUGACUGGGGGCCUUGUGUUCUUGUCCCUUUCUUCUCUAAUGAACUCAAGAUGAGGACUACUGAGUGCAUUACAGCACAGCAUGGCAUUCAGAGGCGCAAUAUCCACUGUGUUCGCACUUCGAAUCGAAGCACUGUCAGCAUAAGGAUAUGCGAGUUCUUUUCCCAGAAACCACCUGUGGAGCAGGCCUGCCUCAUCCCCUGCCCUCAGGACUGUGUGGUUUCAGACUUCACCUCAUGGUCGAGUUGCAGUAAAACUUGCAGUGCUGGUCUACAGCAUCGGACUAGAUAUGUCCUGGCCGCGCCAAUGUAUGGAGGGGCGACAUGCCCUAAUCUAACCGAGACCAGGACUUGUACUAACUCUGUUGACUGCCCUGUUGCAGAGGGGGAGUACCAGUACAGCCUUAAAGUAGGGGUAUGGAGUAAGUGCCGACUACCCCUUAACAAGGAUGCCGUCUUAAAUGGAAGGACCACAGUGGACUUUGGUGUUGGCUCCAAUGAGAACAACUCUAUCACGACACAAACGUUGGAUUCUCACCACCAAUUCCGUCAUCACCAGUACCACCACAAACACCAUGGUCAAGCCCACAUAAGAUACCCCUUGUCGUGGGAACUGGAAGUGGGAUAUCAGACACGACAUGUUCGCUGUGCGAGAAGUGAUGGCAAGAAUGUUAUGCUCAGUUUAUGUACCAGGGACACCUCCCCCCUGACCUUCCAGGCAUGCGUGAUGCCCAAAGACUGUCAAACCUCUGACUGGUCAUCGUGGAGUUUCUGCUCAAAGACCUGCCGAUCCACCGACCUGUCUCCCGGGUAUCGCGUCCGGACACGGAUCAUGACACAGAUCCCACAUGGUGAAGGAAAACAAUGUCCUGCACUUGAAGAAAAGGAAGCCUGCAACAUCAUAGGCGAUUUACUUCCAAAAUGUCCCAGGUACACCUGGAGGACCACUGACUGGGGUGAAUGCCGCAUUCAACCCUUGCUGGGCCAGCAGGAUCAACGGCGGGCUAACAUCAGUCUGCUGUGUGGAGGUGGAGUCCAGACCAGGAAGACCUACUGUGUUCAAGUACCUGAUGAUUCAGCAGCACAUUACAAAAAGGAAGUGUCCAGGCCUGUGAAUGCUUGGCUGUGUGAUGGAGAUGAUCCUCCAUUGGCUGCUCAGAACUGCUCCAUUCCUUGCCAGCAUCAGUGCUUACUGUCCCAGUGGUCGCCCUGGAGUGCCUGCCUUCAUGAAAACUGCAAAGAACCUCAAGGGAAGAAAGGUUUCAGACAAAGAAAGCGAGAGGUGUUGUGGGAGUCCAGUGAUACUCUGGGGACUUGCCCUCAUCUGAUGGAGUUCAUCCCCUGUGAGGAUCCUGCCUGCUACCUGUGGCAAAUCCAACAAAACGGAAAAUGCGUUCCCACCAAUGGCUCAUGUGGUCUGGGAACCAGAGUACAGAAUGUGACCUGUGUCAGCGUUGAAGGAGGUGAUGUGCCUGACACCCACUGUGUCGAUGACCCUCCACCCACUGAGGAGGCCUGUGAUGUGGCCUGUUCUGCAGACUGUGUGGUGGAUUCCUGGUCCUCCUGGUCUUCCUGCUCACACAGCUGCGCUACAAAGACCGGAGAGGGCAAGCAGAGCCGCAGUCGCACAGUAUUAGCCAUCCCAGGAAAAGAUGGUAAAACAUGCCCAGCAGCCCCGGUCCUCGAGGAAUGGCGAGUCUGCAAUGACCAUCCUUGCAAUGUAUUUUACUGGGAAGCCUCAGAAUGGGGACCCUGUACUGAGGACGCGUCUUCGAAAAUCAACGAAAGUAGCUACAGGAAUGAGACGUCCGCCUGCCCUGUUGGUGUUCAGAGCCGUAACAUCAGCUGCAUGAGGAUGAAUGCUGGUCCAGUCAUAAGUAAGAGGUGUUUAGAGUCUUCUCGCCCAGAAACUACCCGGCCCUGUUUGUUUCCUUGCAAGAAGGACUGUGUAGUGACGCCCUUCAGCGAAUGGACAGCGUGUCCAGCAUCUUGUCUCCCAGAUAAUUCAACUGCUGCAAUGCAAUCUCGGUACAGAAUCAUCAUUCAGACGCCUGCUAAUGGAGGUCAAGAGUGCCCUGACACACUGUACGAAGGAAGGGAGUGUGACUCAGUUCGUGUAUGUCCGGUGUUUAGGUGGAGGAUGCACAAGUGGCACAGUUGUACCCUGGUGCCUGAUUCAGUUAGACGAGGAUUAUCGGGAUCUGGAGAAACCUGUGGAAAUGGUUUAGAAACGAGAGGAAUCAGUUGUGUUGGGGAAGACGGAGAGCCAGCCAACAUGACAGAGUGCCUGCAAUGGGCUGGACCCUUUCCUUCUCAGAUUAGAGAAUGCCGGGUGGCGUGCAAGGAAGACUGCACUCUGACUACUUGGUCCAAGUUUUCUGAAUGCACCGGAUGUGGCAGCUCACGCACUCGCAGGCGUUCACUUGUAGGCCGUAGCAAAAAGAAGGAGCGUUGCCUGAAUGAGGACAUGUACCCGCUGGAAGAGAACCAGACAUGUCCCUGUAAUGAGUUUUUAUCUCAGCCGUUUGGGAAUUGGUCUGCGUGCAUCCUUCCAAAUCCUCCAGUUUUCGAGUCGCUGCACGGUUGGAUGAGGCACCGAGAGGUAAAAGAGUGUGGCCAAGGUCUCCGCUACAGAGCUGUGGCCUGCAUUGACCAGCGGGGACACCUCGUUAACCCCACGCUCUGCACAGACUCAGGCUACAUCAAGGAGGUUUGUUACAUCCCUUGCCCCCUGGACUGUAAGCUCAGCGAUUGGUCUUCUUGGUCGGGAUGCAGUUCCUCCUGUGGCAGCGGACUGAAAAUUAGGUCUAAGUGGCUCAGGGAGAAAGCCUUUAACGGCGGACGCCCCUGUCCCAGGCUGGAUUUGAAGAACCAGGUGUAUGAGGCUGUGCUAUGCAACAGGGAAUGCAGCCAGUACGAGUGGCGGAUGGAGCCCUGGUCCAUUUGCACCAUCAACACUGUGGACGACUUGCCAGCCUGCGGAGAGGGAGUCCAGAGUCGCAAGAUCAGGUGUGUGAUGAGGGGAACAGCAAGCAUGGAGGAUGGCAGCCCAAACGACAGUAUGUGUGAUCCAGAGGCAAUGCCUCCCAGGGCCCAGGUUUGCUAUUUAGCCUGUCCUAAUGACUGCGUUGUGUCCGCCUGGGGAGCAUGGAGCAACUGCCCUCCGCAGUGCGAUCCCGGCAGUGUGAGGAACAGAAGCAGGCAAGUCCUCCGCCUCCCCGCCGUGGAGAACGCACCCUGUCCAGAACUGGUCCAAUCAGAACCUUGUCUUCUCAACAGUACCUGUUUCACAUACCAGUACAGAGUCUCAGACUGGAGUACCUGCCAGCUGAGUGAAAAUGCCAUCUGUGGUCAGGGGUCACGGUCACGUCUCCUGGACUGUGUGCAGAGUGAUGGGAAAACAGUGGAGUUGCAGAAGUGCCUAGAGUUUGGUCUGAUCAACAAGUUGCAGCUGUUGCAGAGCUGCGUUGUUGACUGUCCUGUCAGCUGCAUCCUCUCCGACUGGUCGCCGUGGGCGGAUUGCUCGCACACCUGCGGUACCCAAGGUCACUCUGUCCGCACACGGAGGAUCCUUCAGGAGGCUCACGAGGAGGGUCGUCCCUGCCCCAGCCAGCUCUCCCAAACAAAGCCGUGCUCCAUAAAGCCGUGCUAUAUGUGGCUGCUGAAUGACUGGUCUCCGUGCGCUGUAGAGGGUGCAAAAUGCGGAGAGGGAGUCCGGAGAAGAAACCUGUCGUGUGUUGUCCACUGGGGGAACUGGCACGAGUCUCCUCCCCCUCAGCCUGUAGACAGAGAGCUGUGUGGAGAUGUGCUGAGGCAGCAACUCCUGCAGGAAAUGGAGCAGCCAUGCUUCGUCCCCUGCCCAGGUGAUUGCCAUUUGACACAGUGGUCCACCUGGAGCUCCUGCCAGCUGAUCUGCCUGGAGGGCCGCAGCUUUGAGUCCAGCGGUCGCCGGGCGCGAUCCAGAGCGGUGAUCAUUAAAGCCAUGGAGAACCAAGGCAGCUGCCCCAAUCAGGUCUUUGAGACCCAGCCUUGUAAAGGAGGAAAAUGCCACAGUUACCAGUGGAAAACAGGGGGAUGGACAAACAACAAGAGGCCAGUGUGGUGUCAACGCUCAGAUGGUGUUAAUGUCACAGGGGGGUGUUUCCCACAGAAAAGGCCCACUACCCUUCGACACUGCCAUCCUCCCUGCACAAAACCCUUCUCGCAUUGCACGCCGAGUGGAGUGUGUGGGUGUGAGAAGGGCUACACUGAAGUGAUGACCUCGCACGGCUUCUUGGACUACUGCACCAGAACCCCCGGGGUGGACAACAGCAAGAAAGCCGAUGUGAAAACUAACUCUGGAAGAUUAAAACCCCGGCCGUCUCAGUCCAACGAUCUCUUCAGCGAGUGGACCUUAAGGCCGGUUGGCCCAGAUGGAAGAGUAAAGCUGUGGGUUUAUGCGGUAGCCAUCGUUGGAUUCGUUAUAGUACUUUUCAUCUUCACGCUGUCAAUCCUGAUCUGCAAGCCAUCCAAAACCUCUACGGCAUCCCCUCCACUGCAGAAGCCCUUGACUCUUGCUUAUGACGGCGAUGUGGAUAUGUAACCUGGCUGCUGUACCACAUGACUGGCCUUGGGCGGGAUUCUGGCCUUGUAUGCAUUGUUGCCAAACACGAACCCCGACCUGCUUGAGCCAGGUUACGUUUGCGAUAGUAAAGCGAUUUGGUCUGCUGUUGACGGCGUGGAAUAAUGGCCGGAUCAAACAAGUGGAGCCACAGCCAGUUGAGCCAAGACUGAGAUAUGGACCUCGAGAUCCUUUUUUUCUAGAACUGCCUGCAACGUGAACACACGGUCCAAGCACCAUUUGCAAAUGAUGAAGCAAGAAGACUUUCAGGCACUAAAGACAAAAUGAAUCCACAAGCGAAUCCACUGUGGAGGUUUUUGAAGUGUCAACAAUCAGAGGGACGACAUUUCUUUGUUUUAUUUUUUAUUUGUUUUGGAGAUGCUCCAGUUUGUAGUUACACAUUCUAAUUUUUCUCAAUAGUUACUGAACUUUGUGAAAGGUAAUGUCUCAAGCUCUUUGGAUAAUCUCUUUUAUUUCUUAUUUUCAAACAAAUAAGAUGGUUUAUGCACUAUGUUAGUGCUGAUGCUUUUUUUUUUUUUGAUGACUUUUCUAGUGUUUUAACCGUAAUGCAAGUCUUAAUUUAUUUUUGCUGUCUGAUUGUGUAUAAUUGAUGAUGCAAUAUGUUGUGUUUACGUGGAAACCAAAAUCAAAGCUUGCCUCGAGUUUAAGGACAAAUGUAAUUUGGCUAUUUCUCCGUUCUGAAGUGACUCCCAGCCAUAGAAAACACAAUUCAGCUUCAAGUUAAUAUCAUUUUUACUCAAUAAAAUACCAUUUUAGUGCAUUUUAGAACAAAAUAAUAAUAAUAAAACAAACAUGUAAAUUAAAAGAUUGGGAACCAGCAUGAUUGAAAUCAUACCUCAUACACACUUUUAAUGUGAUGCAAAGCAAAACAGCACUUAUCACUUAAAUAUAAAGGAGAUGUUGGCAGGGUUACUCAAGCAUAACAUUAUGACCACAGGCAGACACCUUAGAUGAGAAAGAUUUAGGUGGGAAGUGAAAAUGUUUUCCUCCAAAUUCAUCAGUUAGAAGCAGGACAAAAAGUGUAAGUCAGUGAGUUUGACAAGGGCUAUUCAGAUCGGUCAGAACAUCUACAGAAUUGCAGCUUAUGCAGGAUUUUCAAAAUCUGCAGCCAUCGGUAUCUAUUGAAAGAGGUCCAAAAAGGUGAUGAACUGAUUGCAGGCCCAAAGAAGUAGAAGACUGGCUGCUGUGGUCCAACACAGAUGAGCUAUGACAGUCAAAAUAGCUCAAUUGCUGUGUUUCUGUUUAUUGUAACUCUUGAGUAAUUUUGUAAUAUGACUCCCGAUAAAAUCCUAAUGGGUAUUAGAAAUAUUCUGCUUGUAGAUAUUAUUCAUUGGCCAGUGAUCCCUGCCAAGUGAUUGUUUUUUUUCCCAUGAGAAGACAAUCAUACAAGGGGGAAAGAUUAUGAUAAUUCCAAGGGCCCCUAACCAACAAGGGGCCCUCCACCAUGUGUUUAUUUAUUUAUUUUUUGUCAAUAAAAAUAAUUUUAAAAAGUGGGGCCCUGUCAAUUACAAAAUUAAUGACAUUGUGUUUUCUAAAAUUGUCUUUAGCAGUAAAAAUGAAAUGUUACAGAGCAACAGAAGAAGGUGGCCUGGCCUUUGUAUCAGGUGGAUGGCCAGGUUAGUGUGUUCUGCUCUAUGAUGCCCCACCAGUGAUGCAGACCAUGAACACCACUGGUGCAGUCUUACUGGGUUUGUGCACAAUGCCACAAACCCAGAAUGGUUUAUGGUGCUGACUUGGCUGCCAAAUCCCCAGAUCUGUUUAAUUCAGUAUGUGCUAGACAAAUAAGUCCAAUCCAAGCAGGCCUGACCUUCGAUCUUACCGGACCAAAAAGGGCUGCUGUUAACAUAUUGACUCCAAAUACCUGAGGAUCCGUCCAGAGCCGUAGUGGAGUCAUUGAAAAGUUCAUUAUUUUCAUUAUGUCAACAGGUUCAGGUUGUUCUGGCAGCAGAAGAGAGACCAACUACUACAUGCCUAAUCUGUGUCUAUUUGUUUUCAAGAAAAUUGUUCAUUAUUCUUCUUUUUUAAUCAUUACUCCUUACAAUGUUUCAAUUAACUGAAAAAAAUGGCAAUAGUUUGGUACAGCCAGAAGAAAAGAUUGCAAAUACCAAAUAUUCGUGAACACAUUAAUGAUCUUCACUCUCAAAUCUGUGGAGUUUUCUGUCAUUCAACCCAGUUUAUUAUCUUUUUCAUUUAUUUUCUCUUGCAGCUCAGUGCAUAAAUGAUUUUUAAUAAGCCUUUGAGUGGAUUUUAAAAUCCUUUUCACCUUCACUUCUCUUUUCAACUCAGUGGAGGAUCCGUAUUUCCUGUGUUUGGUGAUUUUGGUGCUCACCAGGUAUGAAGCUGUUUCUCAUUUGGCCUCCACUAAUGAAAGAGAUUCACAUUUGCAUCUCAAUAAGUUUGAAUGUAAUUGAAAAGUUACUUUAUUUCUGUGAUUAAGUUAAAAAAUGUAAACUCGUGUUUUAUAGAUUCAUCAGACGCAGUGAUAUGAGUAUUAAUGUCAUUCAUUUUUAUAAUUAUAGCUCUUAGCUAAUGAAACUAUUUUUCUUCAUAAAACAGAGAGCACUGUUGUAAAAAGCAAAUUGCAUAAAUACAACAGUGGCAAUGUUAUGACCUACACAGUCAUUGUGAAGACUGCUGACUUGACAGUCUUCCUGCAGAGAGUCACUGAAACUUUCCACAACAACAUUGAAGCUGGAAAUUCAGUGUCAUAGCAAAGUGGAAAGUUGAGUGUGAGGAAAAAGUGCACAAGCAGCAGGGAUUUAACCGCAGCGCUCAGAGGAAUCCGAAACUAAGCCUGCUCACAAAUUUGAUAUUCAAAAUUCUCUUCAUGCCACGCUGCUUUAAUCUACUCAUAUCACAAAAGAGGUAUUAGGCAAAUUUUACUUGAUAACAAAUAGUCCCUAAAGUUAUAGAGAUAAGAAAUAAAGUUGGUUUGUGACCAUUUUCAAGUUAUAUAUUGAUGAUGGCACAAAAAUUCAAGUUUGUCCUCUUGAAGUCUAAUAAGCUUUGAAUCUGGAAAGAACACUUUAAAUUGUUUCAAUUACACUGUUGAUAUCCAAAAUAAAUGAAAGUUUUUUUUUAAAGUAAAGGAAAUAAAAGCCACACAACCAAAACAGAUUGUAAAAAUGGAUUAUGUCAUCUCCCUAACAGAAAAUGCAUUGCCUGAUUGGCACAUGGACACACUUUUCAGUAAGUUCUCAAUUUUCUGAGAACUUAAAUUUUAAAUGUUCAGUCGUUGAAAUUAUUUCUUGAAAUUUGUCCAUCUGUGUGUAUCAAAUCUAUGUAAUCCUCCCGUUUCAUUGCCUGUAACUGAAUUACUGAAAUAAUCUAGCUUUUCGUGAAUAUUCUUAUUUAAUGAGAUGCACCUGUUCUUGUUUGUGACCUCAUCUUGAAUGUAUUCAUUCAGCCACUCUAUAAUCCCUCUGGUUGUACAAAUAUGGUUGUUACAUGUCACAACAACUGUAUUUCGGCAGCUGUCUCUGUACGUAGGCAUGCUUGAUCUAUUUUGGCAGAGAGCGCUCCAAGUGGCCUUGCAAAAAGUCUCUGUUUCAUAAGUUGCCAAACAUUUUAGAAUAGUCUCUUCUAGCGCACUGUUUCUGAGAUUCGGGAAGCAAAAAGCACACAUGGUAAAAAGUUGGGAAAAAACCCAAAUUUUAAGUGUUCUGAUGCUCUUGACAACAUAUCAUAAGCUAACUAGAAACAUUUGUGUUCUUAGAUGCUUAUGAGAUCUCCUUUGGGUGUGUCGACAGAUUGAGAAACAUCUUUGCCUACAGUUUACAGUACCUAAGCUGUUUGUGUUACUAUUGUGUGUACAUGGAGAACUGGACAAAAUGCAAAUAAAUUGUGAAAUCAUGUGAAAAUCAAAGAAAAGGGCCUGCGUUUCUCUCACUACCCACUCUUUGAGAGGAAUAUGUAUAAGACAGAAGCUCCAAACCAGCAAAGAUCUUUCAUGGCUCCUUGACUUUCAAGUCCUGAUACAUCUGAUAUGUUGUAAUUACCCCAGGCUCCAAGGCGAAGCCCAGAACAGAUAAGCAGUUGAUAAGAUUCAUUUUGCUCUCCAGUCAGAUUUCCUGUCCGAUUGUCCCAGGAUAAUCCCGGGCUGCGAGCGAAGCAGAGUUUAAAUCUUUGUCUCGUUUAAUUCAUUUAUUUAAUCCUGUCACUUUUGCUUAAGACAAGGCUGAAUUAAAACGCUUGUGUCACGGCCAUCUGAUCCAUGGCAAA